UACCGGAGGUGAGAGGGAGAGAGGGAGAGACGCCCCGAGACGCGUCCCGGCCCGGCCCGACCCGGACCCGGAGCCGGCGCCGUCCCCGAUGCUCGGCGCCGGGGCGGGCGCGGUGGACGUCGGCCGGAAGCAGGCGGCAGGGGGCGGCGAGGGCCCGGGGCGGUGACGGCGAUGUCGACGGGCCUCCGGGGUGCCGGGCUCCCGAGCUGGAAGCGCCACAUCGCGGAGGAGCUGCGGCGGCGGGACCGGCUCCAGAGGCAGGCCUUCGAGGAGAUCAUCGCGCAGUAUAAUAAGUUGCUGGAGAAAUCAGAUCUUCAGUCGGUGUUGGCUGACAAACUACAAGCGGAAAAAUAUGACUUGCAAAGCAGGCACGAGAUCAGUCCAGGACAUGAUGGCGUGUGGAAUGAUGCUCAGCUACAAGAAAUGGCCCAGCUGAGGAUUAAACAUCAAGAAGAAUUAACUGAAUUACAUAAAAAACGUGGGGAGUUAGCUCAGUCGGUGAUCGAUCUAAAUAACCAGAUGCAGCAGAAGGACCGGGAGAUGCAGAUGAAUGAAGCAAAAAUUGCCGAAUGUUUGCAGAAAAUCAGUGAGCUGGAAACUGAGUGCCAAGAACUUCGAAAUAAGCUGCAGGACCUCGAAAGAGCCAACCAAACACUCAAGGAUGAAUAUGAUGCCCUGCAGAUCACCUUUACUGCCUUAGAAGAGAAACUGAGGAAGACCACUGAGGACAACCAAGAGCUGGUCACUCGCUGGAUGGCUGAGAAGGCCCAGGAGGCCAAUCGUCUCAAUGCAGAAAAUGAAAAGGAUUCCCGACGCCGCCAGGCCCGGCUGCAGAAGGAGCUCGCAGAAGCUGCCAAGGAACCGUUGCCUGUAGAACCGGAUGAUGACAUAGAAGUGCUUGUGGACGAAGCUUCAGAUGCGGCCGAGGAGACGUCGCCCAUUCGAGCGGUCAGCCGGACAGCCACUAAGCGACUCUCCCAGCCUGCUGGAGGCCUUCUGGACUCUAUCACUAAUAUCUUUGGUCUGUCCGAGUCUCCCCUUUUGGGACACCACCCUUCUUCUGAUGCUGCCAGGAGGCGUUCUGUCUCCUCCUUUCCUGUUCCUCAGGAUAACCCAGAUGCUCAUCCUAGUUCUAGUAAAGAAGUGCGGGUGCCCACAACUGCAGUUUAUGUCUUCGAUGCUCAUGAUGGAGAAGUGAACGCCGUGCAGUUCAGCCCUGGCUCAAGGUUACUCGCCACAGGAGGCAUGGAUCGAAGAGUUAGACUUUGGGAAGUGUUCGGAGACAAAUGUGAAGCGAAGGGCUCCCUUUCUGGCAGUAAUGCAGGAAUCACCAGCAUUGAAUUUGACAGUGCUGGAUCUUACCUCUUGGCAGCUUCAAAUGAUUUCGCUAGCAGGAUCUGGACUGUGGACGAUAACCGAUUACGGCACACGCUCACGGGGCACAGUGGGAAAGUCCUGUCUGCCAAGUUCCUGCUGGACAAUGCACGGAUCGUUUCAGGAAGUCAUGACCGGACCCUCAAACUCUGGGAUCUGCGCAGCAAAGUCUGUAUAAAAACGGUAUUUGCUGGGUCCAGUUGCAAUGAUAUUGUCUGCACAGAACAGUGUGUAAUGAGUGGACAUUUUGACAAGAAGAUCCGUUUCUGGGACAUAAGAUCUGAAAGUAUAGUCCGGGAAUUGGAGCUCUUGGGGAAGAUCACGGCCCUCGACUUGAACCCAGAGAGAACAGACCUCUUAAGCUGCUCCCGAGAUGAUCUCCUCAAAAUUAUUGACCUACGAGUUAAUGCUGUCAAACAGACCUUCAGUGCUCCGGGAUUCAAGUGUGGAUCUGAUUGGACCCGAGUUGUGUUCAGCCCUGACGGCAGCUACGUAGCAGCUGGCUCAGCAGAGGGGUCUCUCUACAUCUGGAGUGUGCUCACGGGCAAGGUGGACAAGGUCCUUUCGAAGCAGCACAGGUCAUUCUACGUCACUUCCUAUGAGUCUUCCCGCAGUCUCUUCUCUGUAUUCUUCUUGGUCACUUCUUCCUGCACAGUCAUACACCGUAGUCUGGUGGGCCAUUCUUCUUCCCCCAGGUUAUGAGCAGCCAACCUCAGUUCUUGUGCCUCUGCCUGACCUAGUAGAGUUCUUCAAUUAAUGCCGUGGCAUGGUCACCUUCUGGCACUCACGUGGUCAGUGUGGACAAAGGAAACAAAGCUAUUCUGUGGUCUGAAUACUGACUGGAUGUCAGAGGAAACACAGAAUCUCAGGUGCCACCAUUGGAGGGGUGCUGACCCAGGACAGGAUCGAGGAAGGCUCAUCCUACAGCUGCCGUUCCAUUGGAUUUAUUGCCAGCGGUGCCACUUUGCCUUCCCGUAGAAGAGUGCUAGGGAGGGAUGCAACGGCUGUUAUUCCUUGGACAGAAUGUCAGAGGCCUCCAAGAUGAAUACUGAAGAUAAUCUACACUUCCUGCCUUGUGUUUGGGUGAAGAACACUAUUGGCUUCGACUUUCUGUACCUCAGGGGAUGGAGCACACGGCACCAGCUGGGUCCCUUCAUGGAUGGCAGUGCCAAUUAUCCCAAAUAUCCAUGUUCAUUCUCCUUUAGCACUUUCCCCCAUCCUUAAAAAGUUAGGAAUAAUUCACGGUUCUGGUCUAACCCAAGUCCCGGUGUUUUGGGGUCCAACAAGUUGACUCAGGCAUUGGGUUAAGAGAAACCUGAAAUCUGGAAAGGCUGGGUCCUGCUGGGUCUGGAGGAUGGUGGGGCGGUCAUGAGUGAGUCUGGUGGUCUGUGUCUUUGUUUACAUGUCCCUUAUUCUGAUUCUGCUUAAGCUGCUGCACGUGGGAGAGCCCAAGGAGGAAACGGUCUCCUUCUGUGUGUCAGUUUUAUGUAAAGCCUGAAAUUGGAGAUACAAUGAAGACCUCCUGAAGGAGGCAGGAGAGCCAUGCUGUUGCCAUGAGCAGCGUGGCACGCCUGCUAUUCCCCAGUCUGCUCUCUGUCCCAGUAUCCUGUUAAGUUGUUGGUAGCAUGCGAGAGAUCAAAACCUUGAAUGUAUUACUCGGGGACUUGGCCCUUUCCAGUGACCUGUCCCCUUCACCAAGCACAUGCGUGAUAGCUCUUUGGUGCUUGAUGGAAGAAACACGAGGAAGCCAAGGCACUGCUGCAUCCUCCCAUCUCAGAGCCUGUGAUGGGGCAGAGCAAGUUGGGAUGACGUUGACUCAGCAUUUAUCCAGACUUUACCCCUUUUCCCUGUGUAUAAAAUUUCAAUUAUGUCUGAUGGGCUUCUAAGCCGCCUUUUGUUGUCACCGUCUCAUUUGCACUUUAUUUUGCUUCCUUCCUGAACUACUUCUGUCUGUAGUUUGGGAACUGUCUCUUAGAGCUCUUAAAGGCCUUGGGUCUCAGUCCCCCCAUCUGCACAGCGGAGAUGUUGGACUCUGUGACUUCUAAGGUUCCUUGUGGCUCCCAGUCUCCCAUCCUCAGCCAAGGGAACACACUCUACAUUCUUGUUGUUUGCCCACCUUCACACUACUCUGAUCCCAAUUCUUGAUUCAGGCGACCUCUCUGGAAAGGAGUCGAAUAAAAUAGACCUGGACAUAUCUUUUAUUUAUUUUAUUAUACUGCCCAGGAGAACUUGAUUGUAAAUAAAUAAAUUCUGCUUUAAAAAUUU
Trichosurus vulpecula (common brushtail) is the source of this 3639-nucleotide messenger RNA. It is a transcript of the gene ATG16L1, whose product is annotated as autophagy related 16 like 1. The transcript has 20 exons. Bases 172 to 2076 code for a protein of 634 amino acids. Gene Ontology annotation, molecular function: protein binding. Gene Ontology annotation, cellular component: autophagosome membrane. Gene Ontology annotation, biological process: autophagosome assembly; negative stranded viral RNA replication. Lineage: Eukaryota; Metazoa; Chordata; Mammalia; Diprotodontia; Phalangeridae. The record is from RefSeq and is a predicted model, not a curated record.